AUGGUGCCAUCAGAGGCAGAAAUCAUUCACUUGACUCCAUGGGAUCUCGCGUUGAUCACAGUGGACCACAUCCAGAAGGGGAUCCUCCUGCCCAAGCCUGAGACAGGAGGCGGACAGCUCGUUGAUGACCUUGCUUCGUCCUUCGCUAGGGCGCUGGGCCGUUUCUACCCACUGGCUGGCCGUCUCACUGCCUCAGAGAUCACGGACGGUGUUUCAAGUCCAAGCCUCGCCAUCUCUCUCUGCUGCAAUGGUGAAGGUGCCGAGUUCAUUCAUGCCGUGGCUCCUGAGGUCACUGUGAGCCAGAUAACCACCCCACUGUACAUCCCGUCAGUCAUGUGGUCCUUCUUCCCGCUGAACAGGCUGCUGAAUGUGGAAGCUGUUGUGAGCUCCCUCCCUGUGCUGGCCGCACAGGUCACUGAGCUCGCAGAUGGCAUCUUUAUUGCAAUGUCGCUCAACCAUGGCGUCGCCGAUGGGGCUACAUUCUGGCUCUUCUUCAACACCUGGUCAGAGAUAAACCGGCGUAGCAGCAGUGGAGGUGAAGGGUACAAGCUGUCCACACCGCCGCCUGUGUUGGACAGAUGGUUCCUCGACACCUGUCCAGUGCCAGUCCCUCUACCCUUCGGCAAGCUGGAGGACAUCGUCCAGCGACCUGAGUACUCGCCGGUGCAAGAAUGUUUCUUCCACUUCUCUGCGGAGAGCAUAAAGAGGCUCAAGACGAAGGCAAAUGCCGAGAUGGCGGGAACUGCGACGGCCACCAUCUCCUCGCUGCAGUCCCUGCUCGCUCACCUUUGGCGAGCUGUGUGCCGAGCCCGGGGGCUCGCACCACACCUGGAGACCACGUACAAGCUUGCCAUUGGAUGCCGCGCUCGGGUGAAGAGUAUACCACAAGAGUACAUGGGCAACGCUGUGGUACUUGAUGUCGCAAAAUCCACUGUCAGCGACGUCCUCGACAAAGGGCUCGGCUGGGCGGCGUGGCUCCUGAACCGCGUCGUGGCGUCGUUCGACGAGGCGAAGGUGAGGAACAAUCUCGCCUGUUGGGCCCAGAAGCCGAACCUGUUGUAUGCAAAACCCUCCAGGAACCGUCCGCAUACCGUGACCGGGAGCUCGCCACGGUUCGACGUGUACGGUAAUGACUUUGGAUGGGGCCGGCCGUUGGCCGUCCGGAGCGGCGCUGGGAACAAGGUGGAUGGGAAGGUGACCGUGUACGAGGGACGCGACGGCGGAGGCAGCAUGGCCUUGGAGGUGUGCCUGUCUCCUGAGGCACUCAGCAGGCUAAUCGCCGAUGAGGAGUUCAUGGAGGCCGUGAGCACCGUGUGA
Sorghum bicolor (sorghum) is the source of this 1317-nucleotide messenger RNA. RefSeq lists its product as uncharacterized. The transcript has a single exon. The record is from RefSeq and is a predicted model, not a curated record. The coding region runs from base 1 to 1317 and encodes 438 amino acids. Lineage: Eukaryota; Viridiplantae; Streptophyta; Magnoliopsida; Poales; Poaceae.